Artibeus jamaicensis (Jamaican fruit-eating bat) is the source of this 1812-nucleotide messenger RNA. RefSeq names its product ST6 N-acetylgalactosaminide alpha-2,6-sialyltransferase 2 (gene ST6GALNAC2). The transcript is spliced from 9 exons. NCBI's taxonomy places the organism in Eukaryota, Metazoa, Chordata, Mammalia, Chiroptera, Phyllostomidae. The coding region runs from base 107 to 1231 and encodes 374 amino acids. The record is from RefSeq and is a predicted model, not a curated record. Gene Ontology annotation, molecular function: sialyltransferase activity.
GCCGGACUGGGCAGAGCAGCCGCUUCCAGGAGGCCGGCCCGCUCCCCAGGGCCUGUCCCCUCCGCCCCGGGACUGUGGGAGACCGGGCGCCCGCCGGCCGGGCUGCAUGGGGCUCCCACGCGACCCGCUCUUCUGGCUGCUGCUCCUGCUCGUGGCCUCCUGCUCGGGGAUCCUCUUCUCCCUGUUCUCCUCGGUGGGGAAGCCGCACCCGGGGCCCGGGGCCGGAGCCAGGAGCUCCACAGCACCUCAGGCGUUCUCUGGACCCAAGGCCGCGAUUUCGGGGACAAGAAAGGGCCGGCCGUGCGGACACCCUCUGGCUCUGGCCGCCCAGCGGCACCCACACUUCCGGAGACUGUUUGACUUCUCCAAGCCGGUGCUGCUCUCCGGGGGCCUCUACACCCAGGAGCUGUGGGACAGCCUGAGCCAGCGCAAAGCCCCCUAUGGCUGGCAGGGGCUCUCCCGCCAAGACAUCGUCUCCACGCUGAGCCUUCUGAACGGCUCCGAGAGCACCCGGCUGUUCGGCUCCGGGCGGCCGCCCCAGGCCUGCAUCCGGUGUGCUGUGGUGGGUAACGGAGGCAUCCUGAAUGGUUCCCGCCAGGGUCUGAACAUCGAUGCCCACGACUAUGUGUUCAGACUCAAUGGUGCUGUGAUCAAAGGCUUUGAAGAGGAUGUGGGCACCAAGACCUCCUUCUACGGUUUCACCGUGAACACAAUGAAGAACUCGCUCAUCUCCUACAAGAAGCUGGGCUUCACCUCCGUGCCACAAGGACAGCAGGACCUGCGGUAUAUCUUCAUCCCCUCAGACCUCCGUGACUACCUGAUGCUGCGGGCAGCUGUUCUGGGUGAGCCUGUCCAAAAGGGUCCUGACCAAGGGGACAGGCCGCAGACCUAUUUUGGACCGGAAGCCUCUGCCCGUAAAUUCAAGCUACUCCAUCCAGACUUCAUCAGCUACCUGACCCAGAGGUUUUUGAAAUCUAAGCUGAUGAACACACGUUUCGGAGACCUAUACAUGCCUAGUACUGGGGCCCUCAUGCUGUUGACAGCUUUACACACCUGUGACCAGGUUAGUGCCUAUGGAUUCAUCACAAGCAACUACUGGAAAUUUUCUGACCACUACUUCGAACGAGUCAAAAAGCCACUGAUAUUCUACGCAAACCACGACCUGUCCCUGGAAUCGGCCCUGUGGAGGGACCUGCACGCAGCCAGCAUCCUUCGACUGUACCAGCGCUGACCCGGGACCACUGAGCCCUCUGUCCUCGCAGAGCUGGGGGCCAAGUCCCCUUCAAAGAAGCCCAAGUGCCACCUCGUCCUUUCAGCGUGACAGGGUCCCCAGCCCUAGACCCACUGCUUCCCUGCCGAUGACUGUCACCGAGGCCUGUUCAAUGUGAAACACCCCAUCUUGUCCUUGGCUCAUCCAAGAAGACUCCCCUCUGGCUCUGAGGCACACACUCCAACCUGGGGCAAGGGAAAUGGGCUGCUCCAAUGGAUCUGUUUAAAACUGAAAACACUCCCAAGAUGUGACUGUCACCUCAUCAGAAAGGGACACCUCAGAGCCAAGCCUCAAGGCCGGCAGGCAGGGCUGAGCAACUCGAGGAAGUGGAGGCCUCGCUGAGGCCAAACACUGCAGAUGAAGGCACACUCCCCGGCCCAGACCCUCCCCCUUGCACGCAGGGCCCCACGCAAACACUGAGGCAACUCAAGGACACGUGUCCAUCUCCCCGAGAACCUGGCCGACUUACACCCACCUGUGAUGAAGCACCCAAGGCAGAAUGUAAUUGGAAACUAGGUGAUUGCAUAAAUGAUGGACAACCA